Molecule: messenger RNA, 1539 nt
Organism: Penicillium malachiteum
Lineage: Eukaryota; Fungi; Ascomycota; Eurotiomycetes; Eurotiales; Aspergillaceae
Product: amidohydrolase family protein
Exons: 4
Coding region: 1-1539 (512 amino acids)
Molecular function (GO): hydrolase activity, acting on carbon-nitrogen (but not peptide) bonds
Source: RefSeq, a predicted model, not a curated record
AUGCCGGCAGCUUUCACUAACGCCCAACAAAUGGCUUCUUCAAUUCUUCUCACAAACGCAACAAUCCUUGUUCCUUCCGGUGACACAAGCGACCAUGUAGUCGCUCUCCGACGUCACUCAUUGCUCAUCGAGGGCAAUAGGAUCUCCCGGAUUUUGCGGGACAUCCCGCCACCAACUAAGUACUCAGACACUAAGAUCCUAGACUGCACCGGCAAAAUAAUUUCUCCUGGUUUCAUUGAUACCCACCACCACCUCUGGCAGACCCAGCUAAAGGGACGUCAUGCAAACCACACUCUUGUGGAGUAUAUGCCAACUGGACUUCUUCAAGCAGUGAACUUUACGCCGGAAGACAUCUUCUGGGGCCAAUUGGGAGGCUGCCUUGAAGCGCUAGAUGCAGGUACUACGACGGUUGUGGAUCAUGCUCAUAUGAACAUCUCCACAGCACACUCUGCCAAUGGUGUGGAGGCCACUAUUGCAUCUGGGAUCCGAUCUAUCUUCUGCUACACGCCCACUAAUCGGAUUAAGUCAUGGAAGCCCGAGCUAGUUCCUGCAGACCUAGACGACUGGUUCGGCGAUUGGGUACAGAAUCAGUUUAAUGACCUCGCUCGUUCGGCCCCAUGGGCAGAUGACCGAGUCCGUUUAGGCCUCGCCUUUGAUGGGUACUUCCUUCCAAAAGACGUUGUCAUUGGACUACAUGGCCAGGCCCGCAAAGCUGGCGUCCAAGUUAUUACUACCCACUGUGUACAUGGGUAUCCUUGUGAUUCUUCUCUCGUUGAUCUUCUUGACAGCUAUGGCCUUCUCGGGCCGGAUAUCCUGCUCUCUCAUGCGACAAAUCUAACUGAUAGUGACGUGAAAAAGCUUGUGAAGGCCAAUGCUUGGAUCUCCUCGACUCCAGAGACCGAGCUCCAGAUGGGCCUAGGAAAUCCUAUGUGUCUUCGGGAGGAUUGCGCUGGGAUUAGCUCUCUGGGAAUUGACUGUCAUAGUAAUAACACGAGUGAUAUACCCACACAAAUGCGCAUGGUACUUCAAAAUGCACGGGCUCGAAAGAACGACCCCAUUGUCGCACAGGGGAAGCAUCCGCGCUCACUGGAUCUAUCCGCGCAGGAUGCCUUCCGACUCGGCACAAUCCAGGGCGCUCGAGCCAUUGGCAUGGACAAGCAGAUCGGCUCGAUUGAGGUGGGAAAGUUAGCUGACCUGGUUAUUUUCGAUGGUCAAACCCCAGGGAUGAUUUGUGCCGCCGAGGAAGACCCCGUUGCGGCUAUUAUUUUGCACUCAUCGAUACGGGAUAUUGACAUGGUCAUUGUUGAUGGGCGGAUCUGUAAACAGAAUGGUAGCCUCGUUCCUGUGGAUUUCAAGCCAACACUUGACGAAGUCAACAUUGCAGAGCAAAGAGUCGAUUGGUGCACGAUUGCACAGCAGCUUCUUGCCAGUCGAAAGAGAGUCCAGGCUGCCAUUGUGAAAGCCGGCGCGGAUGACUUUGAACACCAGGUCUCUGGAACGAUGAGAAUGCUCCCUAUGGAUGGAAAUGAAUCGAGUUGA